CAUCAACAUCAGCAAGAAGGGGUGGCUUGGCAUCACAGCUAUUCCAUUUGUGUCAAGAAAACGAAGCGGAAUCUUCUGGUAAUGCGCACCAGAACAACAAUGGCCACGAGAUCGAAGAACUCCUAGAAGGUGACGAAGAAGCACCACUAGAAGACGUCGAGUUCCUUUUUUCUACUCUGAUGGAGCAGCAAGCCCGACGAGCGAGAAAACUGCAGCAAGAAAAACUAGAGCGAGAUGGGAAAGUCAGACUUGGUGCGACUUUUCAUCUUUUCCAGCAUAGGAGGGAAUCCCAAACAGUAUCGCAGCCAGAAGCACUGCAACAACUAGACGAGGAGUUUGUCGAGCUUCUACUUGAGGACACCCUGGAUCUCGAAUUGAACGAAGAAAUAGACGCUUUGGAGACGUUGUUAGAAAGGUUGAGUCUAGAGGAUCGUCAAACUGGUGCAGCAAAAACAGAUUGUUCAGGUGCAACUGCUGGAAUCAAGAGCGCAACUAGAACUAGACGUCUUAGAGGUUCGUCUACUACUGGUAGUACGAAUUUUCACAGAAAGUGCCUUUGCGAGCAAACUUUCGAGCAGCAGGUUGAGGACAAACUAGAAGAUGCAGGAGCAGGACAAACU
Molecule: messenger RNA, 620 nt
Organism: Amoebophrya sp. A25
Lineage: Eukaryota; Dinophyceae; Syndiniales; Amoebophryaceae
Source: the annotation of a GenBank genome assembly